ACGCAAGUGGGUUAGGAGGAAUUUCAUGUGAGUCUAUGUGGGUAUUGUAUUGUGGUACAUUGAUCCAUCGUUGUGGGGAUGAGAUCGAUUCUCACUGUGAAUAUGUUGGUUUAAAUAGUGAUAUGGUUAUUGAUUUGAAUACCUGGGUCUUGGUUGUAUCCAACCUAGGUGCGAUGAUAGGAUUGGCCGUCAUGGUCAGACAUGGAAUGGAGAGGGAGAGUGAACUAAGGGAUAGAAGACAUGAAGAUUCCAUAAGACAGAUGAGGGAGGAGAUUGUGUUGAGAGAUAAUGCUCUGAAGGAGGAGAUCAGGUUGAGAGAUGAGAACAUGAAACUCUGGGUCGAGAUGUUGUUGGAAGGAAGGGGAAGGGACAACGGACCUGGGGACAAUUGGGACAAGCCCUACCAAGGGAAGUGUCCACGAGGACCUAUUUGCCUUCUUUUUCUUUGCUUGCAUCCAGUAACCUAUAAACUACCUAGCUCUUUUAGACCAACAGGGCUACCAGUUUCCUCACAAAACCUUUUUAAGGCUUGGCAGCAACCUAACAGGGGAAUUUUUAGAGAUAAACUAGAAAAGAAGUCGAAGCUUACUACUUGUUGCCCCAAAUAG
This is a messenger RNA of Funneliformis geosporum, 608 nucleotides long. NCBI's taxonomy places the organism in Eukaryota, Fungi, Glomeromycota, Glomeromycetes, Glomerales, Glomeraceae. The record is from the annotation of a GenBank genome assembly.